Messenger RNA from Moneuplotes crassus, 909 nucleotides. The record is from the annotation of a GenBank genome assembly. NCBI's taxonomy places the organism in Eukaryota, Ciliophora, Spirotrichea, Euplotida, Euplotidae.
UUUGGAUGUGAUAUUUUAAAAUUUAAAUUCGAAAAUGAACACAAGUCAUUAUUCUUCUCCGCCCAAGCAAGAAGGAACUGUAGAUUUCAAUGACUUUUUGGAGUAUUAUACUUAUGUAUCUGCUCUGUAUGAUAACGAUUUGGAUUUCGAUAGGAUGCUAACCAAUACUUGGAAUGUAGGGACUAACACAAACCCUGCUUCAAUUCCUUAUGCUGGGAUUUCAAAGACGAUUACAAAAGUCAAUACUAAAGAGCGGUGGUUGAAUGACCACCACCGUGCUAUUAUCCAUGGGAAGGAGCAAGACCCAGUGAACCCUCACACUUCUGACUUCAAAGUUCCAUAUAUGCCUCCCAAACCAACUACAGAUCCUGUGUUAAUGAGGCCAGCUGGAAAAUUAACUUUGCAUGACUACGAAGUUCCAGACAAUGACUCCCAAUUUAGUCCGGAAAGCUAUAAACAUGAGCCUCAACAUUACCAAGAUCCUUAUUAUAAGUCUGUGCGUCAACCUGAGUCUAAACCAAGAGGACAUGAAUACUCCAGGCCCAGUCCUCCAGAGAAAAAGUAUGAUUAUGGGGGGAAGCAAAACUCAUUUGAGAGUCCAAAGAAGCCACACCCAACUAAUUUCCCGCAGGAUUAUAGAGAGGAUGAUGUAGCUUCACAAUAUAGCCAUCAAAGUGAGCGUAGCAUGCAUUCGCAUCAUUCAGGAUAUUCACACCAUAGUCAGAGAAGUAUUCAGAGUCAUGCUUCGCAUGCUUCUCAGUACUCCAGUAGUAGAGGCUAUGAAGAGCCUCAAGAAAGCUAUCAGAGAAGAGGUUACGCUGAGCAACCAGAUUUUUACCAUCCAAAGCAGACAACUGAAUAUGGGGGAUAUAAAGGUAGCAGGUAUUAUUAAUAAAUAGCUCAAUCUUA